ACGCACAUACCCAAUCCUCCUCAUUAUCACACCAUCUCUAUUCUUCUAAUCCCUAACUUCGUUCCUCUAUUCACCCACAUUAUACAACGGUAAACACAUUUAUCAAUUCACAUGAAGAAAUGAGUUGGUUAGCGUGGUAUAUUGCGCAGUUUUUGAUUAUUGAAUUGCAUUAUGUGCUUCUAGAUAAACAGAAGAGAAGUAUGUUGUGGAUUAACACUCUCAGAUGACAGUAUGUACUGAUUGAAGACUGGUAUUAGUGAUGACGGACUGUGUUACUGUUCCGUCACAUAUGAAGCUGUUCGUUGGCAGGUAUUGUGCUAGCGGGAAUCGUGCGAGUCUGAAAGAUCUGCACCUUGAAAUUCCAAGGAAAUCGUGUGCUGCUAUUUUCAAAGCUAAUACUCUCUCUUCAGUAGGCGUCUGCAACCCAAGUGCUUUUCGUAUCACGAAUCCUAGAUUGUGUAGAAAGGAAAGCCCAAAUAAGUUCCAUUGUUUUGGUACUUUGAUGAACUCUAGUGGUGUGAUUACUUCUGAUUGGAUUCCUAUAGUCGACCAAGUCCUUCUAAUAACCAGUGUAUUUCUGACGUAUAUGGCUGGAGUAAUACCUGCUGAUAAGUCUCUCUUUAAUCCUCAACAAAGAACAGCAAAUGACCGUGUUGUACCAGAUGAAGCUUCAGUUUCUGGUAGGGAAGUAAAUAAUGAUGAUGAAGCUAACUUAACAUUUGCAUGGGAGAUUGUGAGGAAAAAGCUCUUUGAUUCCUUGAAUAUUAUUGAAAACAAUGGGAAUGCAGGGAGUGGGGUAAGUGAAAGUGGAGCACAAAGACCUGCAAGUUUGUUUGCCAUUGCUGAGGCUCCCAGAUUUAGGUUGCUGUUGGCUUGUUUUUAUCGGCUCAAGGAAGAGGUCACCGAUGUAUUAGGAAACUCAUCUACAUUACAAAUGGUUGAGCCACAGGUUGAGUUCUCACAAAUAAUUCAGAAAUCCUGUGAGCAUCUAUGCAUUGAUUGGCUAAAGGAGGAACUUUCCUUGAAAUCUAGCAAUACUGAUGUGGGGCGUCUUUCUGUUUUGGGUGACAAGUUAAAUGUAUACGACUCCAUUAUACAGAGUAUUGAAAUUUUGGGCAAGAAAGAUCUAUAUGCAGAUCUGAUUGGCAUACUUAGAUUCGGUUCUUUAAGGAAGGAUAGCUGUUACGACUUUGAUUUCUUUUCCUGUCAUGGUGUUUCUGUGUUGGAAGAUCUAGUGAUUUCAAUGGCUGAUGGUGUUGCAAGUAUGUAUGUGGAGCUUAUAUCUGUUGAUGGCAACAUGUCAGAUGGUAUACAUAGCCUUGGUCUGAGUUUGUGUACUUUGUCGACUAGAGCACUUCAAAGAUUACGAAACGAGGUGGUUUUGAGUCAGUGGUUGUACCAGAAUAUGGACUCAGUUGCAUCAAUGUAUGAGGACAGGUUCGAUCUUCGAACACUUGAGAGUCGAGUCAUUCAGAAUUCUAGCAAGGGUGAGGCUAAUGAGUCAAGUUGGUGGAAGAAACUUGGCAUGUUGAAAUCUCGACCUGUAUCAUCUCCAUUAUGUUUUGUUGUCAUAAACUGCAUCUCUGUGCCUGUCAAGCGCACCAAAGAGUUAAGGGCAUUGACUGGGUGGAGGUACUACUACAGUCUUUUCCUUGAACUCUUUGAUAUUUCAAUGCCAUUAGUUAGAACCGUUGUCGGAAAAGUCAGUGAAGCCAUCUCAUUUUUUCUAGUUUGCCUUAUUGGGAGGUCGCUGGGGCUCAUUUACACCGGUAUAAGGCAGUCCUUACGAUGGAAGUGAAAUACAUAUCAAGGACAAGUAAUUCAUUUUGUUAAUUAGAAUUAUUUUGUCAUAUUGUUUUCGCUGGAAAUGAUGUACAACAUAUGAUCGGACAUAUCGUGGCUGUCAUUUUUUAUUUUUUUUUUAAAUGUUUGCAAGUGUAAAAGAUGAACUUUUUGAGAUGAAUUGAUAACUUGUUAAAGUUGGCCACAGGUACAUCAGGUAAUAAAUAAUUUCCAACA
Molecule: messenger RNA, 2019 nt
Organism: Daucus carota subsp. sativus
Lineage: Eukaryota; Viridiplantae; Streptophyta; Magnoliopsida; Apiales; Apiaceae
Exons: 9
Coding region: 260-1798 (512 amino acids)
Source: RefSeq, a predicted model, not a curated record